CACUAUAGCUGUGUUCGUGUGCUAUCAUGCGACAACAAACAAAAAUAAUAUAUUAUAAUUGAACUCAUUACUCUAAAAUGGAAUCUAAUCAAAUCGACACGGAACAUUUUCUAAGUGAAGUGCAAAAGUACCCUGUAUUAUGGGAUAUAAACAGUGAGGAUUAUAGAUACCUGAAGAGACGACAGCGCGCUUGGUCUAAAAUAGCUAGUGUAUUCAUAGACCGCUUCGACGACAUCCCGAAUAGUGAAAAAACUAUCUUUUAUAAAAAACUACACGACAAGUGGCGGAAUAUACGGGACUCCUACGUAAAAUCCAAGAGGUCGAACUCGAAGAAGAAUUAUAUGUAUGCCGCUCAGCUUAUUUUUCUCGAUGAAAUCUACAAAAACGAUGACACUAGCAACAAUAUAAAAUCGAUAAAAAAAGAAAAGCGUGAAUUCGAUGACUCGAACGACGCUUGGCCUAGCGACGAUUCAAAUUUGGAAUCCAAAAAGAAAAAGACUGAAGGAAUAGAGUUUGUAGACAGUUUCCCAGAUAUGACUUGCAACACCAUUUUUACGGAAGAGGAUGAGGACCGUUCCUUUUUCAGUUCUCUUUUACCUGCCGUGAGACAGUUCAGCGUGGAUCAGAAACUGGAAUUCCGUAGUGAAGUUAUUAGCAUAAUAAAAAAGAUAAGAGCAGGACUUGAGUCAUAGUAAAAAUGUUCAUGUGAUUUGUCAAAAAACGCGGUGCUACCGUGAAUCCUAUUUUUACCAUACAGACAUUUGUACUUAUGUACCUACCUAUAAUAAGACAUUAUAAAUAGAUAAC
Molecule: messenger RNA, 807 nt
Organism: Diatraea saccharalis (sugarcane borer)
Lineage: Eukaryota; Metazoa; Arthropoda; Insecta; Lepidoptera; Crambidae
Source: the annotation of a GenBank genome assembly